UGUUUUUGUUUUCUUGUCCUUUUGACAGAUGGCUAGAUUCCUUCUCCUCUGUUGCCUCUUCACGGCGGCGCUGACGUCAUCACUGACGGAAGCCGGCGACAACAAUAGAGUCUACUCGCCUUGCUCAGAUUCAACUGUCGCUAUCGGCGAUGGAUUCACUUUCGGCAUUGCCUUCGCUGCUAGAGAUUCUUUCUUUGGUACAAAUCGUUCCGUUCAGUACUCUCCCUGCGAUCAUCGCCGUCUCUCCCUCAACGGAAACUCUGAGCUCGCCGUGUUUAGACCUAAAGUCGAUGAGAUCACACUCCUUACCAUCAAUACCUCCUCGAGCUCCUCUAGUUACCGCCCGGAUUCUUCGAAGGGAUACAUGGUAGCAUUCGCUGGUGCUAAAUAUGCUGCAAGAUCAGUUCCAAUUAUGGUUGCAGACAACGAUCACGUCGUCACAAGCUUCACCCUUGUUCUUGAGUUUCAGAAAGGCAGGCUUGAGAACUUGUUCUGGAAGAAAGACGGAUGCUCCAAAUGUUCUGGAGAUGCCAAAUUCGUGUGCCUCAACAAAGAACAAUGCGCGAUUAAAAGGCAAAGCUGCAAGAACCAAGGAGGGCAAGUAGAUUGCAGCUUGGGGAUCCAAUUAGCGUUCUCAGGAACAGAUAAGCACUACACCGCGUUGAACUCCUGGUACGAGGUUGCAAAUCUGAAGCAGUACUCGCUUUACGGUCUAUACUCUAAUCUAAAGGAUUCACUAAGCAGCCAAUUCAGCAACAUCUUCUGAUGAGUUUCUUUCUCCUUUGUGUGUUGAUUUGUAUUAUUACAUGGUCUCUCUCGCAUGAUGUAUGUAUGAUAUAUAUUUACAGUAUUCUACUACAUGGCUUGUAACUUUUUCAUGAACAAAGAUUUACUCUACCAAGUGAGUUUGGUUUAAAAUGCUCAUAUACCUCAGCCAAACACAACAACAAACCAAAAUCACAUAAAGUGCAACAAAAUAAUAGCAACGAAUCAUAAAUAGAUACAAAGAAAAUAUUCUACUAACUUUCUCGAAACACAAAGCUGGUUUGAUUAAAAUUGUUUCAAAGAAAGAAAAGAUUUGCAAAUUACCAAACUCACUUCAACGUAAUAGAAGACGCCUUGCCUGAGGAGGACUAGGUGGUGGCAAUUGACCCGAAGGUUGCUGAUUUCCUCCACCACCACCACCGCCACCUCCGUUGUUGUUCCAUGGUUUAACAACAACAAGAACCACAACAACUAUGAUGAUGAGGAGAAUGAUAAUAGCGUAACAUGUCCAUUUACGUGUGUUCUUCUGGUAAACCCGAGCGGUCUGCAGCUGCUCAGUUCCUCCACGGAUAAAGGAGCUAGCUCGCCCCACGUGGCUCUCGAUGUCGUCGAGCUGAGCUCCCUGGUGCUCGACCAUCACCGCCAUGUCUAAGAAAACUUGAUGAAGCUCCCUGAGAUUCUUCUCAAUGUCUUUAACAGCGUCAUGCCUUUCUUGGAUUUCAUUGAUGGUGUCUAAAACACGUCCUCUUCCUUGUUCUUGUAUUGCUUUCUGCAAGAAUCUCUCACUUUCUCCUGCAGUAAAAACAGUUCCCCAAUGUUACACACUACUCACCUAAGAACAUGUCUAGUUUCUGAUAUCAAGUUAUCUUCAAAUCCAGGUGUAGGCAUGCGGAUUUAAACAUAACCAAACCGAAGCGGUUCAGGUUUUGGUUCAAUUCGACGAUUAAUAAAAUCGGCUAUUGGUUCGGUUAGUAAUAAUACAAAAAACCCAAAAUUUGCCAAGUAACCAAAAUCCUCUGCUCUCUCCUCUUUUAUCUUCCUAUAUCUCUCUACCUUCUCUCAAUCUUUUUUUUUUUCUUUGCUUAUUUCACCAAUUCACCUUUUAUUUUUUUUAUUUUUUAUUUUUGGUUCAACAACAACUUUUCAUUAACCAAUGUGAAUACAAAAUUACAACCUUAAGAAAUUUUAAACCCAACAUACAACUAAUGAGAUCUAUUAUCACCUAGUCGGAUCCUAAAUUACUUUCUGAUGUAUUUUUCACCACAACGAAAGAAGUUUCUCUUACGACCCGAGAGAAACCGUUUCUAGACCCCUACUUAGACCACUCGAUACGAAAACAGAGGUACAUACAACCGGACAGUGAACCAAAACCAGAUUCUAACUACAGAACAUGCGAUUGGUCUCUACAAGAUUCGAAAUCGAACUAACCAAAAUAACCAAAAUUAUUCAGGUUUUUAAAUCAAUUUAAACCGAAAAUCUAACCAAAAUUUUGCUUUAAUUUUGAUAUAAACCGAACUAACCAAAUACCCAAACUGAAUUCAUUUCUCGGUUCAAUUCGGCACACUAUCAACCAACGAAUUAAACUUACCCCAAGACCAAAUUAACCAAACCAAACUAACCGAACAAAACCAAACCAAACCAAACCAGCAGGUCUAUCUAACGAACCGAAUCUUAGGCCAAAAAAACAAUUAAACCAACCUGUAGAAAUCAAGCGAUCCAAAGUCCUCUCAUCCGGAUUCUCCCCAGUAACAGUAAAAUACCUCCUCUCCACAGUCUCCCUAUACUCCGCCGAAACCACCUCCCUCAACCCAUUAAAACUCUCCAUCGACUCCUUCAACUUCUUCCUCAACCCAUUAACCACCGACGUCCUCGUCCGAUCCGACGACGAUCCAGGCCCACACCCCGGUAGACUCCGAUUCGCCGCGUUGGAUCGAUCAAGCGCCUCGAGCUUCACCUUGAUCAUCUUCGCUUUCCUGAGAGCCACGCCUACGUCGGCGUCCAUCUUGGCGCGGAGAUCCUUGACUGCUUCGGCGUUGUGGAGCGUCUUGCUGUGCUCGUGGGAGGAUCUGAGCGUUUCGUUGAGGCGGUCUAGGUCUGUUAGCUCUUCUUUGACGGAUUCUACGUCUUCGAAGAACUUGUCGAGGUUAACGCCAGAGGGGUGUGUCAUUUGGACUGCGUUGGGGGCGUCUCCGUUGGUGGUGCUGCGGAAGCGGGAGAAUGAGCUGGAAAACAGAUCGUUCAUUGUUAAAAUCAGAAAUCUAGAGAGAGAGAUUGAGAUUAGAUUUGAUUAAGGGAGAGAGAGACUUAAUAAGGAAGGGAGGAAAGUCGUACUGAUUCAAUCACACGGUUUGGUGAAGCGACGGAGGAAGGAGGAAAAGUCCAAAUUUUUAAUUAUUUUCUUAAAGUGUGUAUUUGGAGAAAGGUCGUAAGAGGAGAGAGAAAGUCAAGGAGGAGGACUUGAUGAUUGACUUGGAAGUUUCGUUUCGUAAUGGUGGCGGAAAAG
This is a messenger RNA of Eruca vesicaria subsp. sativa (arugula), 3268 nucleotides long. Lineage: Eukaryota; Viridiplantae; Streptophyta; Magnoliopsida; Brassicales; Brassicaceae. The record is from the annotation of a GenBank genome assembly.